GCAGCUGCACUGACAUUUGAGAUGAUCCCCAGCAGGACAAUACCCAGUAUUUGUGAAGAAGCUUCUUCAGAACAGAAGACAUUAUGUUACGAUGACACUACAUAUGUUACAGGAGGUGCAGGUGGUCUUUGGGAUAGGAGUUGGACUGCCAUCCUGUAGGCUGGAGUUGGAUUUCAGUUAUCCAGAGUGCGGCCCAGGCAAGAGCCCGCCACCGCCACAUUUGGCACCAUGAUGGAGGGGGGUAUGCAGCUGCUCAACCGCGACGGACACAGCAUCUCGCACACCAAGCGCCACUACCAUGACUCCUUCAUGUCCAUGAACCGGAUGCGGCCAGCGGGGCUUGCUUCUGUGACAUCGUGCCUCCAUGUUUCCAACAAAGAAAUCAAGGCGCACAAAGUGGUGCUGGCCUCGUGCAGCCCGUACUUCCACGCAAUGUUUACCAAUGAGAUGUCAGAGAGUCGGCAGACCCACGUGACCCUUCAUGACAUUGACCCCCAGGCUUUGGAGCAGCUGGUCCAGUACGCCUACACGGCGGAGAUCGUGGUGGGAGAAGGCAACGUGCAGACUUUGCUCCCGGCUGCCAGCCUGCUCCAGCUCAACGGGGGUGCGGGACGCCUGCUGUAGUUUCUCCUCAGCCAGCUGGACCCGUCCAACUGUCUGGGCAUCCGGGGUUUCGCCGACACUCACUCCUGCAGCGACCUGCUCAAGUCGGCACACAAGUAUGUUCUGCAGCACUUUGUGGAGGUGUCGAAGACCGAAGAGUUCAUGCUGCUGCCGCUCAAAACGGUGCUGGAUUUAAUCUCCAGCGACAAUCUCAACGUUCCGUCUGAAGAGGAGGUUUUACGAGCCGUGUUGAACUGGGUGAAGCAUGAUAUUGACGGACGCAGGCAACAUGUCCCAUGGCUGAUGAAGUGUGUGCGGCUGCCACUGCUGAGGCGAGACUUCUUGAUGAGCAACGUGGACACGGAGCUGCUGGUGCGUCACCACUCGGAGUGCAAGGACCUGCUGAUUGAGGCUCUCAAGUACCACCUGAUGCCGGAGCAAAGGGGCGUGCUUAGCAACAGCCGGACGCGCCCGCGACGCUGUGAGGGCGCCAGCCCUGUGCUCUUCGCCGUUGGCGGUGGCAGCCUGUUUGCCAUCCAUGGGGACUGUGAGGCCUACGACACCAGGACGGAUCGCUGGCACAUGGUGGCAUCCAUGUCCACUCGGCGGGCGCGAGUGGGUGUGGCGGCCAUCGGGAACCGACUCUAUGCUGUCGGCGGGUAUGAUGGCACGUCAGACCUGGCAACCGUGGAAUCCUACGACCUCACCAAUUCUUGGCAGCCUGGUUCCAUGGGAACACGGCGGAGCUGUUUGGGCGUGGCGGUCCUUCAUGUGCUGUAUGCUGCAGGAGGGUAUGAUGGUGCUUCCUGCCUCAAUAGUGCAGAACGUUACGAUCCUCUGACAAGUACGUGGACCUCAAUUGCUGCAAUGAGCACACGCCGGAGAUAUGUCCGAGUAGCCACUCUGGAUGGCAGCUUGACGCAGUUGGCGGGUUAUGACAGCUCUUCUCAUCUCGCAAGUGAGAAAUAUGACCCUCAGAGUAACACGUGGACCGCCAUCGCCAACAUGCUGAGUCGGCGCAGCAGCGCUGGGGUGGCUGUGCUCGAUGGCAUGCUGUAUGUGGCAGGGGGCAAUGACGGCACCAGCUGUCUGAACUCUGUGGAGAGGUUCAACCCCAAGACCAACACAUGGGAAGGAGUGGCCCCCAUGAACAUCCGCAGGAGCACUCAUGACCUUGUAGCUAUGGAUGGUUGGUUAUACGCGGUGGGUGGAAACGACGGAAGCUCCAGUCUUAACUCCAUUGAAAAGUACAACCCACGCAGCAACAAAUGGGUGGCGGCUUCCUGCAUGUUCACGCGACGGAGCAGCGUGGGCGUGGCCGUGCUGGAGCUCCUGAAUUUUCCACCGCCAUCCUCGCCGACCCUUUCAGUUUCCUCUACCAGCCUUUGACACGGGGUCACCACUUGGCUGACCUCAGCCUCUGCUGCUACAGCCCAGACUGGAUCUGGGAAAAGACGCAACUGCUCUGUUUGAGAUGGAGAGACACCGACACGUGAAGGAAAAAGGAAGCGAGUGCACUGGUAAAUGGAUGGAAGGGAGGCAUCCAAUGAGGUUUAACGGUGCCCAGGUAGAAAUAUUGGUACCCUGGUAUGAUUGACCAAGUGUAGAACAUUAGUAACACGCAUAACCCUGUAGUUAAUGUCAUUUUCCAUUAGUAAGUCUUCAGUUUUCAUUGUAUUAAAACACAUGAGCAGCAAUCUAAUGGUUCAUUUAAAACAAAAAUGAAUUGAUUGAGUUACGCUUCAUGUAACACUGUAAAUACACAACUGUUGUAGUUUUGUCUCUGAAUAUACUAACAUGGUCACUCGUGAUAACUCUCAAAAACGGUCAGAAAAUUGUAUAUUAAUUGAUGUAAACACCUUUCUGGAAAGUCAUAGUCUCGUUUUAACCGCUUAAGCGUUGAACAGGUUUUUUUCAUUAGUGGCUGCCCCUGCCAUUAAUUCUGCAUUGCACCGCGUUGAGUCUGGAUGUCUCAAAACCCCGACUGUGCCGCCCAACCAUACAGCUACCAGCUCGCACUCUUUCCGAGAUUGCAAAGACGAUUAAUCGCUUAGAUGAAAAUGCGCAAAACUUCCUCAAGAUCCCAAUUCUGCUCCUCCACUAUUGUGUUUGACACACAGUUUCGUGAUUGUUGGUCGGCAUUUAUUUAUUACAUGUAACAUUUUGUUUUGAUAUUGUCCUUUAUAAGCCCCUCCCCCUCCCGCCACCAUGUCAGGAUUUAUUUGCAAUAAUGUAUAAAAGAGAAAACUCGAUUUAUUGAACUUUUGGAAAUGUAGCUUUUGAAUGGUUCUACCAUGCAUGUUUACACACCGGCAGAGACUCCCCAGGAGGUAAAAUGUUGUAGUGCUGCUAUGCCACACUAGGUGGCAGUAACAGGCAAUGUUAUAGUCUAUACACCCCACCCCACCCCAAAACCAGCAUGGAUUGCAACAGCAGAAGUGAGACCCCUGAGAACUGUAGAGUCUGACUCUAACAGAGAAUUCUAUGUUAUAUGUAUUUAUUAAAAAUGUAAAUUCUAUUAUGUUUUAAAGGGUGCUUUAAGGAAAAAAAAGAUCAGACCUAUGUGUAAUUUAAGAGUGGUAAAAAUAUAUAUUUAUUCUUGUGAGAUGCAUAUCGUAAAAGGAAAAAUGUUGAACGUUGAGAGGCGUUUGAGUGCUGUCGACUUUGUGAUAUGCUGCAUGUUCAUUUCGUCACUGCCACAAGCAUGGACACAUGACGCUCUUCCUUACGGCCUGCUGUUUGUACAACCACAUUAUUUGCUUUCCAACCUGUUGACCAGCUAAUAAAAACUCUGCAUUGUGUUAUACUGGGUAGCGAGUGAAGUCACCCACUGCGAACUUGCCCCAGAUGAAGUCACCCCCAUUCCAGCUAUCUAUGCUUAUUUUCUUAAAUAAUUAAGAAGACUAGUUUCAAGUUAGGGACCUGCCAUGUGAUGUAUAGAACUGAUCAGUGCGCCCUGCUUCUCCCAUCAAUGGGGCUUUUACCUGACAAUUACAUUCCUGACCUUAAAAAAAAAUCUUCUUGCAUACAAAACUUAAGAACAGUGUAUUAUGCCACUGGUAUGUAUAAUUAAUUAGUUCAUGAACAUAUCAGAAUUGAAAUAUUGUUACUAGAGUGGGGUGACUUCACCUGGACUGGGGUGACUUAACCUGGGGCAGGUUCACAGUGGGGUGACUUCACUAUGAACCCUUAUACUGUACAUGAUAUUGCAGCUGAAAAACAUUUGCUCACUGACACUCCACAAAGUGUGGCUCUCAUAAAGUUACCUCAUCGUAAAAAAAAAAAAAAAAAUACAUCCAAGUCUACCACAACAAAGUUUCUCGAGAGACAUGAAAGCUGUAAUUAACCACAAACAUACUGGUUCUAGAAUCCGCAGUGGAUGACUCGAGAACUCCACAAAGUUUUGGCGCGUCUGACGUCAAAGUUUGGUUUGAGCCUUUUGUGACUCAGUUCUCAAUACCCAGGUUGAGUUCAGUUCAUGUGUAGCGAAGUACCAUUCCAAACUUCUGAGAAUUGCCCUUUUUCCUUGUUUUGGAAGGAUUUUUGUUGUUUUGCAUUCAGUUUAUGUAUUAAAAAGUUUACUUUUCUUUUAGCAUUUGGAGAGAAGCCUGUAGAAUCAGGGCUGUGACAGUCCUUAUGGAUGUGUGUGUUAUUAUUUGCAAGUCAGAUUUCAAGCGAAAGCUGCAAAAAAAAACAUAAGACCUGUUCCUCGGUUAUUUGGAUUAGACUGUAAAUAGCAUACAAAAAUGCUCGUUAUCUUAAAAUACAUUUGUGCAAUUUCAGUGUGAUGAGAUUUGUUUUUUUCCAGUUUGUGUUCAACAUGGGUGAAAAUAUAAUUUUUAUUUAUGUGAGACUUGAAGUAUUAUUUUGCACUAUUGCAAAAUGGAGCAAUACACUGUAAAACCUGAAAUAAAGACACUUUCAGAUGUGGGAA
Messenger RNA from Thalassophryne amazonica, 4537 nucleotides. It is a transcript of the gene klhl17, whose product is annotated as kelch-like family member 17. The record is from RefSeq and is a predicted model, not a curated record. NCBI's taxonomy places the organism in Eukaryota, Metazoa, Chordata, Actinopteri, Batrachoidiformes, Batrachoididae. Gene Ontology annotation, molecular function: protein binding.